GUAGAUUCUAGACGUUUAGGUAUUGUUCCACUAAUCCGAUUUUUAAAAAAGUUUAUGUUUUACAGAAAAUAAUGGCGACCUUCAUCUGUAAAAGGCUUGUGCAAAGAACAAUUUCUCAUAUUCAUAAAGCCAAGUUACAGAGACACAUUAGUCAGUCAUCUAACCUGCAUCAAGUGCUCUCUUGUUUCUCAAAUACCAAUUGUAUUUUAAACAAAACAAAUUCACUCAUUGUGUCUAGAAUCUCAAAAGAGAGACAACUCCAUUUAUCAAGAGCUCUCAAUGUCCUUGUACAGUAUAAAUUAUCAGACAUUGGUGAAGGCAUCCGUGAAGUUGUUAUAUUAGAAUGGUUUGUAAAACCUGGAGAUAAAGUUCAUCAAUUUGAUAGUAUUUGUGAAGUGAAAAGUGAUAAGGCUUCUGUCACCAUAACAAGCCGUUAUGACGGUGUUGUGAAGAAAUUAUACCAUGACGUGGAUGCUGUUGCAUUAGUUGGCCAGCCAUUAGUGGACAUUGAAACUGAAAGUUCUGAAGAAUGUGUCAAGCAGCAAGAAGAUGUUAAUGAGGCUGAUGCUGGAACAGAAGUCUCUAGAGCAGCAGAUGGUGUGAAGACUUUAGCUACACCAGCUGUUAGGAGAUUAGCUUCUGAAAAUAAUAUUAAACUUGCUGAUGUGAAAGGUACUGGUAAAGAAGGCAGGGUACUGAAAGAAGAUGUUCUCAAGUAUUUGGAAGCAAGACAAGCACCAACUCCAACACCUCAGACUUCUGAAGCUUUACUUCCUUCUACCCCUGCACAUUUUCCACCAAAACCUACAACAGCUCCUCCACCACCAACUGUUAAGGUUGUUCAACAACAACCUCCUGUCAUAACUACACCAUCUGGUGAGGAUAGAACUGUCCCUUUGAAAGGUGUAGCUAAAGCAAUGGUGAAAAUAAUGACAGCUGCUCUGAAGAUUCCUCCAUUUGGUUACUAUGAUGAAAUUGAUGUGACACAGCUAGUUAAUCUACGUAAAAAGUUAAAAGUAAUUGCAGAGCAGCGUGGAAUACAGCUUUCAUACAUGCCUAUAUUUAUUAAGGCUGCAUCUUUGGCAUUAUUAAAAUACCCAGUACUCAAUUCUUCUCUUGAUGAGGCUUGCGAAAAUAUCACCUAUAAGGCAUCACAUAAUAUAGGCAUUGCCAUGGACACACCAGAAGGUCUCCUAGUUCCUAGUAUUAAAAAUGUACAAAACUUAUCCAUAUUUGAUAUUGCCUCAGAACUGAACAGAUUACAAGCUCUAGGAUUGUCUGGGAAACUUGGUACCCAGGAUUUAUCUGGAACUACCUUUAGUUUAUCUAAUAUUGGAUCAAUAGGUGGAACUUAUGCCAGGCCAGUCAUCAUGCCUCCAAAUGUAGCCAUUGGUGCUAUUGGCAAAAUUCAGGUUCUUCCCCGUUUUGAUGAAAGUGGGGAAAUUAAAAAAGCUCAUAUUAUGAACGUCAGUUGGUCAGCGGAUCACCGUGUGAUUGAUGGUGCAACCAUGGCAAGGUUUUCUAAUUUGUGGAAGCAGUAUUUGGAAGAACCAACGACUUUUCUCCUUAGCCUUAAAUAGUUGAACUACAUAUAAAUUGAUGGGUGUAAUACAUAUUGGUCACUGUGAUUAUCUGAUCUGUGUAUUUUAAAUUUCACUUCUCUAAAAAUGUUGCAUAAUAAUUUGGUGAACUUAUACAGUGACAUGUAAACAUUACAUGGUAUACAGGAUACUACACAGAUUUAAUGACUACAGUAGUAAAAAAACAAAAUAGUUAAAUAAACCAAUUACUUGAUACCGGUUAAUUCAAAGCAUAAAGCUGUUUUUGUUAAAUUUAUCAUAUUUAACUCAAUAAUAAUUUUUUUUUAUCUAGAGAAAGCCAAAACAUUUUUAAAUAUUUGAUUUUAUUUCUUUAUAUAAAAAUCUGUAAAACAAUGUGCAAUUUCCCCAAACUGUUGACUUACCUAUAAAAGCUCUGAUGUUGUAAUGGACAUAAAAGCAAGAUUUCUUCUAUUGGGGCUCUCUCAAUAAAAUUAUAUUUGAUAUAUUUAUAUAGUAUAUUAGUAGACCUUACUUGGUCGUCUUGUUUGUUUUCUAAAAAUGAAAUACAUGAAAAAGAAUAUAAAAAUAAGGUUUAAAGAAAUUGUUUGUUUGUAUAAGUUGAAUUAUAUAUUUGUACUAACUAGGGAACAGUCUAUUUUAUUUGCUAUGGUAAAACUACUUUUACUGCAAGUGCAUUACAAAAUGAAGGAUUUGUUUUUGUUAUUUCUUGUUGUGUGAUUUAUUUGUUGGCUCCCCUGUUUAGUCAGAGUUGCUCCACUUUUAUUGAGAUAUUAUUUCUGAAUGAAAAAUGUGUUUUUUUUGGGGAGUUUCAAAGCAUAAUCAGAUAGUCUCUACAGUUGUUUUUUUUUUUUGUGAUCAACUGAUUUAUAUCCAAUCCAAAUGGGGUUUUGUUUCAUGUUCACAUGUUAGUCAUAACUCAUACAUACAUUUAUCAUAUGAACACAUUCAUUCUUUUAAUUCAUGUUGAUUAUUUAUUACAGACAUCUUUUUUUUGUUGUUGAAAGGAAAAUUUAUAUGUUGUUAUGUUUAUGAACUUGGGACAAACGUAGUAUGCAGUAAUUGUAGGAAGAUAAGGAAAGAGAUCAAUUGUAUUUCUCCUCAAUGAGUUGUUUAAUUUGUUCAGGAUGUAUAUACAGAGAUCUUAAACAUUUACAUUUCAUUUUGUUAUAACCAUCACCUUUUAUCACAAGCUCAUUGAAUAAUAAAGUAGAGCUUUUGAUGUACAUAUACCAUAAUAUACUGAUAUUCAAGUAUAUUAUGAAGUAUAUUUUCCUAUUCAGUUUUUUGUCCUUGCUAUUGGAUUUGUUCUUUUAACUAACCAUUUAUGUACUGAGAUUUUACAAUAAAAAAAAGUAUUUAGAAACUAUUUGAUAUUAAAAUAAUAUGACAGCCA
This is a messenger RNA of Biomphalaria glabrata, 2955 nucleotides long. Its product is annotated as lipoamide acyltransferase component of branched-chain alpha-keto acid dehydrogenase complex, mitochondrial-like. NCBI's taxonomy places the organism in Eukaryota, Metazoa, Mollusca, Gastropoda, Planorbidae. Gene Ontology annotation, molecular function: acetyltransferase activity; lipoic acid binding. The transcript is spliced from 11 exons. Gene Ontology annotation, cellular component: cytoplasm; mitochondrion. The coding region runs from base 72 to 1580 and encodes 502 amino acids. The record is from RefSeq and is a predicted model, not a curated record.